AACUUGUAAAUGCAAAAAUAGUACCGAUAAUAAUUUUUGUUGGACUAAAUUUGGAAUAAAAUGUUUUUAAAACCAUAUAAAGUUAAAAGCAAUGCACCACUUAAGAGUUCAGAUGUUAAAAAGCUUAGACAACGAAUUCAAAUAGAAUUUCCAAACGCUAAUCCUGAACUCUUGAUUGCAGCCAAAUCAAAUGUUAGUGUUCUCAAAUUGGUGACACAUGGAGACUUUCAGACAAAUGUAUAUUGCGCGGAUAAAAUGCCAAUGUUUUUUGAAAAUGAAGAGAAUAAAUUGGUGCCAACAUUAUAUAGUCUAUGGCAGGUUGCAGAUCUAUUGCCAUACUUCACUACUCAUGCUGCAGUCCUACCUAAACUGAGCAAUGGAGCUGAUCUAAUGCUACCCGGGGUAACACCACAAGGUACUGGCAUGAAUAUAUAUGGACAUUACAAAAAAGGACAACUGGUUGGCGUAAAUUUGAACUCCAAUAAAUCGGCGGUUGGUGUUGGAUAUUUACCAAGAUCGAGUGAUGACUUGUAUAUGUGUGGUGGUCACGGGGUAGCUGUAAAGAUGCUUCAUUUAUUUGGUGACAAAUUAUGGGCUCAUGAGCCGUCUUUAGCUCAACAGGUGCCACAAUUUAAAAGUACAAAAUUAACGGAUGAUGAUUUCCCGGCUUUGGGAUCUAAACAGGCACAUAAAAAACAAAGUGAGGCAAGCGCUGUAAUAGAACAUGAUAAAUUGGAAAAACUAGAAAAUUCAACUGCUAAAACAGAAGAUCAAAUACAAAUUUCCGAAUUGUCAAUAACCGAAAACAUUGUAGAAGAGUCAGGGAAUCAUGAUGAAAACUCGGAAAAUAAUCCAGAAAUUUUACUCAAGAACGCUUUUCUUUCAGCACUUAAAAAUAAUGGAAAGAAAUUGCAAUUACCAUUAUUGACUAGUAAUUUCUUUCGACUCUAUGUUGUGCCUGAAGCACAGGAAACCUUAGAUUUAAAAAAGACUAAAUAUAAGAAAUUGUCAAAUUUUUUAAAUGAAAUGAUCGACCAAGGUUUUAUAGUGGUACGCGAAGAAACUAAAGGUGUUGAUAAAAUUACUUCCAUUGACUUCGAGCAUCCGGAGUUGGUAAAUUUUAUAACUGAUUAUAAAAAACCAAUUAGUUCGUCUGAUGGCUCUUCUGAUAAUCCUCUUUUUCAUUCGGAACUAACGGAACUGUAUAUAGUUACAGAUGUUACUGCACCCUUCUUCACUAAACUGAAUUACAAACGAGGUGGUGGAAUACCAGCAUCACAAAUUAAAAAAGUCAUAAGGGAGUAUGUUAACAAGCUGAAUUUACCCAUAUCGAAAGAUCCUAAAUCUGAAGAAAAGUCGUAUAUUUUAGAUGAAUGUUUAGAAAAACUGUGCAAUACUAAAAUCGCUACCCUAAACAGAAUUAACAACUCUGUGAUAUCUCAAAUGGAUCAUUCCUAUCAGAUGUGUACUGCCAAAGACGUUAAGGGUAACAAACCAAUGAUACAAAUGUCUUUAGCAACUAGAUCGGGCAACAAGAAGGUAACAUUGGUCAGCAAUAUUGAAUGUUACGGUAUAAUUUUGGCAGAAUUCAUAAAGUUGUGUAAACAAGGUGCCGCUGCAAGCACAACUAUUGUAACACUGCCAAACCAAAAUCGUGAAAUGUUGCAAAUACAGGGUAAUCAAGUUCGUUUUAUACAUACCCUCCUAACGGAAACGUACAAAAUUCCGCCAAAAUGUAUUUUAGGACUAGAACUGGCUAAAGAUGGCAAAAAGCAUAAAAAGAAAUAAAUGUUAACUGACUUGUUCCAAAAAUAAA
Calliphora vicina (urban bluebottle blowfly) is the source of this 1816-nucleotide messenger RNA. It is a transcript of the gene eIF2D, whose product is annotated as eukaryotic translation initiation factor 2D. Gene Ontology annotation, molecular function: translation initiation factor activity; RNA binding. Lineage: Eukaryota; Metazoa; Arthropoda; Insecta; Diptera; Calliphoridae. The coding region runs from base 61 to 1788 and encodes 575 amino acids. Gene Ontology annotation, biological process: formation of translation preinitiation complex; translational initiation. The record is from RefSeq and is a predicted model, not a curated record. The transcript has 3 exons.